Messenger RNA from Adineta steineri, 2085 nucleotides. The record is from the annotation of a GenBank genome assembly. Lineage: Eukaryota; Metazoa; Rotifera; Eurotatoria; Adinetida; Adinetidae.
AUGCAACAAGUUUCGCCAGCUAUUAUUCAAACACGUUAUCCGCCACCUUAUCAUCAAUAUCCAACAAUAUCAGUAGGAAGUCCUCAAUCAUUAAAAUCAAUUGAUACGACAGUAUUUGGACCAAGUGUUCCACCAUUAAAAAAUUCAAAAUUAUCAAGUCAUAAUGCUAAUACUACUACACAUAGUAGUAACAAUAAUACGAAUAGUUUCAUACCAGAAGUUGAUUUACGUCGUUUAAUAUUAUUUAAUUUACCUGCUGAUCUUGUUCAAGAAUAUCUCGAACUUUAUUUAGAACAUUUAUCUGGUGAAACUGAAAUUGAACGAAUUGAUUAUUCAAAUCUUGAAGAUACGACAGUUAUGGUGACCUUCAAAACUGAACUUGAUAUGAAUGAAGUUCGUCGCCGUCAUGGUACUCGAUCAAAAUUAAACAAUAGUGAAAUAACAUUAGCUGAAGUUAUAGCACCAGCAACAGUGAUGAUAAGAAAUUUACCAUCGGAUAUAUCACGUGAUGUUCUUGAAUUAUAUUUUUCAAAUCGACGUCGUAGUGAUGGUGGACAAGUUGUUGAUGUUACACUUGAUAAAGAACAUCAACAUGCACUUGUUACAUUUGCUGACUAUAAAGAUGUACGACGAGUUAUAAAACGUGAACAUUUAAUACAUAAUAAUCGUCUUGAUGUACGAAUAUUUUAUGCACAUAUGGGUGUUGAACCAUUUAUUGAUGCAUCAAAUGUUGGAAAAAAACCUGAUCCAAUAUGUUAUCGUGGAUCGGAUGAUAGUCGUUAUGCAUUCUUAUUAAAAAAUCGUCCAUUACUUGAUGAACUACGUGAUCAAUUAAAAACAAUUAAUGGUCAUAUUAAUUUACAAAAUGAAGGUGUUAUUGAAAUAAAUUUUACUGAUUUACGUUUAACAGUUAAACGUCGUUUAAAAUGGGCAAAAGAUAUUGAAAAAUUAGUUGAACAUUUUCUAACUGAACGUCUUGUUGUUCAUAAAGUACCAUGGAAUAAUAAUAAAAUACCACAAAUUACAUCGGAACAACUUGCUGAACUUUCAUUUAAAGAUAAUACACGUUUAAUGCAAUUAGCACCAUCUGGUACACAACAAGAUCAUAUUAUUGUAACAGCUAUAAAAGAACAUUUAGAUCGUGCAUUAAGUGAACUUACUGAUAUGCUUACAACUCGUACAACAACAAAUAAAAAUCAUAUACCUCUAACUGAUGCUGUUUAUCGUAGUAAACCAGUAAGUGCAACACGUGAUCCAAAAGUAAAUAAUCAUCGAUCAUCAUUACUUAUUCGAUCAGCAUCACCAGCCAAACAAAAUUUCAAUAAUAUUGAAUUACCACCACCACCUGCACAUGUACCACCAUCAGUUGCAAUUAUUGAUGAUAGUCUUGAGAAUUUACGUUUAUUUCAACUUGAUCUACUUGCAAUGCGUUUUAUUGAAUUAGCUCGACGUACUUAUGUUAAUUUAACGAUUGAUAUUGAUCGAACAGAACGACGUAUUGUUUUACGUGGUCCACUUGAUCAAGUAAAUGUUUGUAAAACAUAUUUUGAAUCAAUACUCAAUGGAAUUGUUCAUAAACAUUAUAGAAUAGGAAAAGAAAUGGCUGUUUUCCUAUCAAAUCCUGAUACAGUUGAAAUAGUUGUUGAUAAUUUAACACGUGCUGAUUUUGUAUGUGCCUAUGAAAUUGAACGUACAGCUGAUCAUCAUCGACGUAGUUCAGCUUCGCCAACACCAACAAUGAAUGGUCAUGGUCUUUUAGCAAACAAUAAUCAUCUUAAACUUGUUUUAUAUGGUUUAUCACGUGAAGGUUGUGAUCGUGUAUAUGAAUUUCUUCGUCAAGAUAUACGUGUUAGUUCAAUAAUGUUAGAUAAAGAUGAUAAACGUUGUUUAGCAAGUGACUCUUGGCAUUCAUAUGUACGUGAUCUUUAUGCUAAUCCAAAUGGUUUUCGUCGACGACGUGUUUUAUUACAAGUUAAACAAAAUCAAUUAACAUUUGUUGGUUUUGGACAAGAUGUUGACGCUAUGCGAAAGCAAAUCUAUGAUUAUUUUGUUGAAAAUGCUAUAUCAUUUUAUGAAUCAGACUGA